Messenger RNA from Melozone crissalis (California towhee), 2224 nucleotides. It is a transcript of the gene GAR1, whose product is annotated as GAR1 ribonucleoprotein. The coding region runs from base 92 to 751 and encodes 219 amino acids. Gene Ontology annotation, molecular function: box H/ACA snoRNA binding. Lineage: Eukaryota; Metazoa; Chordata; Aves; Passeriformes; Passerellidae. The transcript has 7 exons. Gene Ontology annotation, cellular component: box H/ACA snoRNP complex. The record is from RefSeq and is a predicted model, not a curated record. Gene Ontology annotation, biological process: snoRNA guided rRNA pseudouridine synthesis; ribosome biogenesis.
GCGCCCUUUCACUUACGGCAGGCAGCCCCGUUUGCGGCAGCGCGGGUGUUUCCGGGCGGGCCCGGCGCGCACGUGCAGGAAGCAGUAGAGAAUGUCUUUUCGUGGAAGAGGAGGUGGAGGAGGAAGAGGAGGUGGCUUCAACCGAGGAGGAGGUGGCGGUGACCGAGGAGGCUUCAACCGCGGCGGGCGAGGAGGUGGCUUUGGACGGGGAGGUGGAAGAGGAGGCUUCAACAGAGGAGGAUAUGACCAGGGCCCUCCAGAAAGGGUAGUUUUGCUGGGAGAGUUCAUGCAUCCCUGUGAAGAUGACAUAGUUUGUAAAUGUAAAACAGAGGAAAACAAGGUGCCUUAUUUCAAUGCCCCAGUGUACCUGGAUAAUAAGGAGCAGAUUGGCAAAGUGGAUGAAAUAUUUGGACAGCUGAGAGACUUUUAUUUUUCAGUGAAACUGUCUGAGAACAUGAAAGCCUCUUCGUUUAAAAAAAUGCAAAAGUUUUACAUUGAUCCAGCAAAGCUGCUGCCUCUUCAGAGGUUUUUGCCAAGGCCCCCUGGAGAAAAAGGUGCUCCCAGAGGAGGUGGUAGAGGAGGACGUGGUGGUGGACGUGGGGGAGGAAGAGGCGGUGGUAGAGGAGGAUUUGGAGGAGGCAGAGGUGGAGGAAGAGGAGGAGGAUUCAGAGGAGGCAGAGGUGGAGGAGGAGGAGGAGGAUUCAGAGGAGGAAGAGGUGGUGGAGGAGGCUUUCGGGGAAGAGGACAUUAAAAAUGGAGCCAGGAGUAUCUCCUCAUUGUCUUAUCAUGUCAUCUGCAGCAGCAAAGAACCAUGCAAAAUUUUUGUAAAGGACCUUGAAAAUCUUUUUAUAAGGAACUUGAAGCUACAAAUGACAAUUAUUUUUACACUUCAUGACUGUUGAUGGACGCAUGAGGAGAGUGUAGUCCCAGGUGAAGAGAUGAAGAGUGCUCAGAAUAUGUGUAAACUUUUGUAACUGAGUCACGAUUUGAUGUUAUUCUCAAACUGUUUGUUUCUGACAAGCAGUGCAGUCAGUGCUUAACUCCAUGUUGGAGUUGGGAGUAAACAAUCAGUUGAAAUGGGUUUUCAGAAGACCCUGCAGGUUCACUGCAUGCACAUACUUCAGUGUGAACCUGUGCAUGACUGAUCCUUGGUUCUCAUCCUCCUUUUAUAUUGAAUCUUCUGGACAUGCCAUUUAAACAACCUUUGUGAACCUUUUUUUAUAAAUUAAAUUUCAAACUUUUGUGUUGAUAGUUUUUUAAAUGCAUAAUGUAUAAGAGAGAAGACAGCAGAGUAUAUUUUGUGAAUUUUUCUGUAUAAAUAUUAAUGAAAACCAAAGGCAUUAAGAUGCGGUCCUCUUAGAAGGUGCUGUCUAAUGAACAAGACAAGAUUAAUACUAUACUUCAGUCAUCUAAUGGUAUCUAAUUACACUGAUAUUAAAAUGCUAAGGGUUUUUUAUUGGCCCUGCAUCUCCCCAUUAGCCUAUUUCCAUUGAGGUUUUGAUGUCCUGGUACUGCACCUCUGGGUUUGUGUAGAGCUGAGGUUAAAUAGCUCAUCAUAGGGCUCCUCUGCACACAAUGCUUUCAGUUAUGUAUUGCUUAGAAAGGCGUGACAAAGUCUGCAUGGGCCUGGUCUCUUUAAAUAGAUGGAUGAUGAGGGUUGUUGGAAAGAUAGGGACUGUGUCUUCCUAAGGAUGGAGGAGACAAGGGUGCCUCUGCUCUGCAACUUUGGAAGUAAAAUAGGUGAAAAUAGAACUUCCUGGAUUUCUUUCAGCUGGAGCCAGGAGUCUGUUCACAGACUCUCCUACCAAGCAGUUUUCAAAAGAGGUUUGUAAAUAAUGUAUGUGCAAGUAUUUUGAACAUCUUGUUCAGUGUGAAAAAAGUUCCUCUCAGAAUUGAUUGCACUCUUAUGCUUUUUAGUUGAUAAAUGCAGUAACAGGCAGUUUAAUUAUGUUAGCUUCCUGCUUAAGAAAGGCAGCAGGUAAUUUUCCAGUACCAGGAUUGGACAGUUACUGCAUGUUUUAGCAAAUGUGACCAUUUGUUCUAAUAAAUGUCAAACAAAACUUGAAAGAGUGGAAAAACAAAUAGUAAAGAAUUAAUUUAAAUGUGAAUAGAUGCUGCAAAGGAUAAUAGAUAAAAAUGUUUUUCAGCUUAAAAUAAUGAAACACAGAAUAUUGAAUUUCUGCUAGGUCUGCUUUUAUGAGAAGAACCUGGCUCUAAUUUUAAU